Molecule: messenger RNA, 2050 nt
Organism: Cantharellus anzutake
Lineage: Eukaryota; Fungi; Basidiomycota; Agaricomycetes; Cantharellales; Hydnaceae
Exons: 2
Molecular function (GO): protein binding
Source: RefSeq, a predicted model, not a curated record
GAUGGUAAAGGAUGGGCUCAAGGGCUGCAUGAGAGAAUCUCAGUGGGAACCAUCAACGAAUGGUCUCGAUGCCUUCACUUCAGCUUGCCGUGGUUUGCCUGUUAUGGCCUCGAUCCGAAUACGUGAAGUUCGGUUUCAGACUCAAAGUGGUUCCGACCUUGAAUCGGAGUUUGAAUACUUUCUCAAUCUCCAAGCUGCACCUAAGGAUCUCAAUGAGGAGUACUUACGAAUAAUGCGACGAGCCUUUAGGCCCCAUCUCUCGAGAAUCCGUCCACACAUUGAGAAGAAUUAUCGCGAAGUAGUCGGGAUGGUCGUUGCUGCACGUGCACCGCUCAGUGUUCACAGCAUGUCACAUCUCCUAGGAAUUGCCAAGGGAAAAAUCCAUGGGAUACUGAAUCCCAUCAGCUCGAUAAUUGACGUCCCUUCAAACAAUGCAAAAGUCAAAUUUUAUCAUGCAACAGCGAAGGAAUUCAUCACUGGAGCACCCAUCGGCGAUGACGAAGACAAGGUCUUCUUUAUCAAUGAUCCGAAAGGAUACCUCCUCGGAUUACCACUCCUUCGAUAUGUGAAUAAUGCUAUUCAAAGGAACGAAAUUGGGUUGCCCACCGAACUCCCUUUGGGAGAUAAAAAGAAGUGGGAUACUUUUUUGAUGAAAGGGCAACCCGACUGCGUCAUGUAUUCAUUCGAGUGGUUGUUUUCCCACUUGAAUCCUGCACUACUCUUUUCUGAAGGGCCUAAUGAAUUGCAAGGAGAGUUUGAACGACUCCUGAUGAAAAACUUAUUCUCGUUCUUGAUUGCUUCUCGGGCUUGGUGGCAAAAACACGAGACGCUCUGGAAAAGAUGGUGUGAUUUGGAUGAAGUCACCAACCACAAAUGGAUUAAGCUGCUAAACGAAGCUUGCGGAUUGAUUGAGUACCGUCUUGAUCCUUGGGAUCUUUAUCGAUCAGGCCUUCCAUUCACUCCAUCAUCAUCACAUCUCCAUCAAGUGUAUGGGGAUCUCUCCGACCCUGUUCGAAUCUUCAGCGUAUCUGGCGAGUUUUCUGGUGGCUUGAUCCCAUUGAGCAAGGAUGCACAUAGGGCUAAGGAGGCCAUGGAAGCAAAGCUGACCGAGCUGCCUAAGAAGUUUGGUAAAUAUGGCAACGAAGAAACUAAUUUCGAAGCCGAGUUCGCUAAACCUGAUGUUCACAACGGGGUUGUGACCUGUGCGGCGAUAUCUCAAGAUGGUUCUCAUGUCGCCCUUGGUUUUGGAAGUGGGGGUAUUGAAGUUGCGGACAUCGACCAUCAGCGUACAAUCUCUCGCUUCCAAUGCAAUCCUCCCAAGCCCCCAGUUUGGAUAGAGUUUAUUUGUGGAGGCAAUGUUCAGAUUGCCACCGAGGACACUGAUGGAAACAUCUCCAUUCUGAGUCAUGACACGUGUUUGGUGUCUCUUGGGGCCCUUCCUAUAAGUCGUCACCGUGCUAUAACUGCAUUGUCAAGCAACGGAUGUUUUAUCAUGCGAGUCCCUCGAAAUCAAGAUGAGAAUUGGUACGGAAACGUGGCACUCUUAUAUUUUUCAGGAGAGCCAUCUACUCGGCUUCUUGCAUCUCCUGCCGCUUCCGAUCCUCAGUCUCCUCAACCCGAUUACCAGUUAUCCUCUCCUCCACGUCACACAGCUGGAUUCUCUCCUGGAGGCCGAUAUGCAGGCGCUUUCGACAUGAACUGCGCUUUCGUCUGGUCAAUGGAUACAUAUGAGGUGAUCGCUCAAUAUCGUGUGCAAGAUUUCAGAUUUUGGGUGUUCAAUACCGGCCGUGUACCUCCUCUCUCAUAUCUCAUUCCUACGCCUGUACUUGAUGACCAUGUCGUUCAUUCGAUUCCGGCAACUCAUGUACAAGGUUCCGAGCCAGAUCCCAGACAUAACGCCGAUGAAUCCUGGCUGAAGUGCCCCUUUUAUGACCUCUCGCCAAACAUGGGGGAAAACUUCGGGGAAAAAGAGGACGCUAUGCUCUUCUCCCCAGUGAUAGGGGAGGCACCAUUAAUUAUUAGUGGCGGCCUCGGUACCUAUGGUGCCCAG